AUGGGGAAUAUUUGUAUAAAUAAAUAAGAAAAUUAGAGAGCAAAAAUUAUUAAAAUAAAUGGAUAUCCUCGCUUGAAUUGUCCAAACAAAAUGAUUUUAGUACCAAGUAUUUAAAAUUUAUCAUAAAAUUUGGAUACUUUUGAAGAAGACUUUUAUAAAAGCGAGUUUAUUUUAGAUUUCUAACUUGAUAAUUAAAGAAAUCAGAGCACAAGAAAAGUUCAUUUAGGCUCAACAAUUGAAGAAAUUAAUCGAUUAAACUUAAUUUAAUGUCCUUCUUUAUGUCACAUAGAUGAAAACAAUGAUAUACAUUAGAAUAAUCCAUCAAAAUUGAUACCUAACCAUUAGAAAAACUAUAAUAAUGUUAUCUUAAGAGGUCAGAAACAAAAUUAAUUAAAAAAAAGAAAUAAAAAGGUUUCACUGUAAAAAUUAGAAUAACCAAAAAGUAUUCUCAAAUCUCACACAAAAUAAAACCAUACAUCCUAUAGUAGCUUCUAUGAUAAUAAAAGUUCACAUACUGUAACUUUCAGCCUUGCCUCUUGCAAAUCAAGAAAUUCAAGAUCAUUAUCACCAUUAAUAAAUGCUUUAUAAAUGAAUAAGCAACCUGAAGAAAGCAAAAGCAUGUCUUAUUUAUUAUAAUUUCCUUACUUGUGA
Messenger RNA from Paramecium pentaurelia, 651 nucleotides. The record is from the annotation of a GenBank genome assembly. NCBI's taxonomy places the organism in Eukaryota, Ciliophora, Oligohymenophorea, Peniculida, Parameciidae.